AUACCCUUCGUGCAUUCUUAACUCUUGAAUUUGCAGAAACCAUAUAAAUUAAAUUCCUUUCGCUGAUUCUUGAAAUCAAAAAAUCAAAAACACCAUGGAAGAUAGUUUCAGAGUGAGAGUAGAGAAAGCUUUCGGUUCUCUUCCAAUACCUUCUUCUGCUUCUCUUUGGUCUCUCUCGGAAGACGAAAUCAACAACAACGACCGACCUAAACCUAAACCCAAACCCAAACCCGAAUCCGAACCAAAACCCUACCCAACUUCUUCCGGUGUCAAAAUUGAGCUUGAGAAUGAGAACGAUCUCGACGAAGAUGAAAACGCCGCUGGUCCAUCUAAACCGUCCGAUUACAAUGAUGAACAGUGGGAAAUUAGGUCUUCUAUUGGCCUCGAUCCUACUCUUGAUUUUGAGGAUGAGGAAGAUCAUUAUGACAAACAGGCUCUUGGCAAAGAGAACACAGGGGAUCGUUUGUAUAUGAGGGAAAUAAAUGAAGAUGGAAUUGGGAUAAGUUCUCGUGUGUUUGGAGGUUUUUCGAGAGACCCACGAGCUAAUCACAUGGCUGCUAGGAUUAAGCUGAAGCAAGAUGAUGAAGCAGCUAAAACAAUUGAUACUUUGCAUGUCUCUGAGAAAUCUACACUCGACAUUGCUGGUAGUGGGGCUGAUGCUGUUAACCCAAAAUCAAUUUUGAAGAGUAAAGAUAAUCCUUCAGAGUCUAGGCCCAAUAAACGUGUUCGGUUUGAUUCUGAAUGUGAUGAUAGAGAUGGUAAUGAUGAUGAUGCUGCUGAUGAUGGUGAUGAGAAGGAAGGAACCAGGGAUGUUCGCAUGAAGACCUCUUCAAUGGAAGAGGAUGCAGCUUUAAACCAGCCAUCAAAGUUGCAGGAAUUUGUCUCAGCAGUUCCUGAUUAUAUUCGAAAUCCUUCAAGAUACACACAUUAUACAUUUGAUUCUUCAACCGACAUGGAUGACAAAGCAAAUAAAGAGGCAUACAUGAGCUUCCUUGCACAGAUAAAAGCUUCAAAAGCAUCAUCACAGACAGAUGAACCUUUGGAUGAUCUUCCAUCAGUUACCUUUAUACCAAAGAAGAAAUCUGGUGAUGUCACUAUGGGAGAGAACAAAACAGCGUCAAAGCUAAAGAUUGAUGUUGGCAAGGAGGGCGCGAAUAAAAAAGCCUUCCCUGUUAGUAUAGUGGCAGAUGAAGACACCGAAAACAGUGAUGUAUGUGCAAUGGAGGAGGAUGAACAGGAAGUCAUUGAGGAUACUAAAAAAACCUCUGAGAAGUCGAUCCGCAAGUACAGGAAGAAAACCGAGGAUGAUUUGGAGGAGCCUGCUAUGUAACUGUUGAUUGAGUUCCUAGAUUUGUAGCAUGUUUGGAAUUGUUCCAGACUCAUAGCUCACCUGCCACCGUGAGAUUCUCGCCUCGCCAAAGUGUAGUUUCCAACUUGCUUAUGGGACUCUGGUUUCCUUCAUUUCCUUCAUUUCCAAGGGCUUGCAUAAUUUGCUAUAAUUGGACUUCUCUAGUUUUUUCCCCCUCAAACUUUUGUGGAAAGACAUCAUGUGCCUGGAUUUCAACUGGGAAAGUUAUGUAGUUUCUGUAACUGCUGUAGGUGUAAACUUAAAAUUAACCAAUCUAGCAUAAUCAUUUGAGCGAAGAUUUUGGAAUUUAGAUAUUGUUUAAGUUUGUUUAAGUAACACAUGGUAGACAAGUUACUUUUGUGCUGAUGGCCAUUUUCAUCUGGUUUAUCUUAUAAUAGAUUUAAAAGCAUAUUUUCUGUGUAAAUUAUUGUUGCGUUAAAAUUUGGCGAUUUCAUGUCUUA
Molecule: messenger RNA, 1809 nt
Organism: Trifolium pratense (red clover)
Lineage: Eukaryota; Viridiplantae; Streptophyta; Magnoliopsida; Fabales; Fabaceae
Product: clumping factor B-like
Exons: 2
Coding region: 95-1330 (411 amino acids)
Source: RefSeq, a predicted model, not a curated record